This is a messenger RNA of Rodentolepis nana, 531 nucleotides long. The record is from the annotation of a GenBank genome assembly. Lineage: Eukaryota; Metazoa; Platyhelminthes; Cestoda; Cyclophyllidea; Hymenolepididae.
GCAGAGCAGCAUGUCUUCGAUCGAGUCAUUGAGGAUAUCUUCAAGGAGGUGAAUCCCGAGGAAACAUUGCUUGUUGUAACAGCUGACCACUCGCACUCCUUUGCAUUGGUUGGUCAACCCAGUCGUUUCCGAAGUCUGUUCCUUCCAGAUCUUAUAAAGGGCAAUGAAACUCUUGACAAAAAAGGUAUGCAGCCGGUUGGCUACAUGACUGGUCCAGGAUCAGAAGUUAAUAAAACUAGAAAAAGUGUUUGGGACAUGGAAGACGAGACUUUGUUUGGCAAGGACACUCAAUUGCAGGCAUUGAUUCCAAUUGGCUGGGCAACACAUGGUGGGGAUGACGUUGCAGUCUUUGUCAACGGUCCCUUCAGUUACCUCUUCCACAAGACAAUUGACAACACCUUCGUGGCACAGGCGAUGAAGUAUGCCAUGUGUGCACCACCCUUCGACAAGGAGCCCUUCUGCGCUGGUUUCAGCCUCAAAUCAUCAAUCCUGGCCUUCAUUGGUCUUCUUUUAUGGUUCUGUUUUAACUAA